Molecule: messenger RNA, 1400 nt
Organism: Fragaria vesca subsp. vesca
Lineage: Eukaryota; Viridiplantae; Streptophyta; Magnoliopsida; Rosales; Rosaceae
Product: protein SRG1-like
Exons: 4
Coding region: 101-1168 (355 amino acids)
Source: RefSeq, a predicted model, not a curated record
AACUCAACACAGAGCUGUCUCCUACUCCUAGUUCCACGGUUCCACUAUAUCUCUCUCAGUAUAUUUCUCCACUUCUGUCAUCACUCUUCUCUCAGUUAAGAUGGCUGCAGUUGCUCAAGCGUUGGAGAACUCAAAUGUCUCGAGCAUCAAAUCACUAGCUGACUCACAAGCUCUCAACUCUGUGCCUUCUGCAUAUGCCUUCAACAUUAACCCCAAUGAUGAAGCUGAUCCUAAUGACCCUGAGUUUGCCAUUCCCAUUGUUGAUAUGUCUCUUCUCACUUCUGGUUCCCCUGCUCAGCGCGCCCAAAUCGUCCACGAUCUUGUCAAAAUUUGUCAAGAAUGGGGCUUCUUCAUCGCAAUUAACCACGGAGUACCAGAGAGUCUGAUGAAGGCGAUGAUUGACGCAUGCCAUGGAUUUUUCAGUCUUCCGGAUGAGGAGAAGAAGGAGUUUAAAUCAGGAAAUGAUGUUCUUGAGAUGUUCAAGUAUGGAACAAGCUAUAAUCUAGCAUUGGACAAAGUACUUUUAUGGAGGGACUUCUUCAAGGUCCGAACACAUCCUGAGUUUUACUCUCUCUACAAGCCAGCUAGCUUCAGUGAGGUUUCGCUGGAGUUUAGCCAAAGAAGCAGAGAAGUAGCACUGGAAAUAACAAGAGCAAUAUCAGAAAGCUUGGGGUUGGAGCCGGACUACAUAUAUAACAAAAUGAACAUGAAUCGCGGCCUACAAAUGCUAGCAGGGAACUACUACCCACCUUGCCCUGAGCCUGAGCAUGCCAUCGGUAUACCCCAUCAUACCGAUCAUGGUUUAGUCACACUCCUCAUCCAGAAUGAGAUGAAUGGUCUCCAAGUUGAGCACAAUGGAAAAUGGCUCACAGUCAAUGGCCCUAAGAAUGGUUUUUUUGUUAACCUUGCAGACCAAAUGCAGAUCCUUACAAACGGUAAGUACAAGAGUGUGAUGCAUCGCGCCACCGUGAACAACAAAGCUACGAGGAUAUCAAUAGCCAUACCACAUGGACCAUCCGUAGACACGAUCAUCGCACCAGCAGCAGAGUUGUGUGAAAGAGAAGGCCAAGCACCAAAGUACCUUGCAAUGAACUACAAGGAAUACAUCCAACUUCAGCAAAGCGGCAAGAACUACAUGAAGUCCACAUUUGAUCACAUCCGAACUUAGACUAUUAGGUUGUUAUAUACUAUCUUGAACAUCCAGUAGUUUCAAGUUCCUCUAGUUUCUUACUUUCUUUUCAACAUCAUUCUAGUUUUUCUACAAUAAUAGCCAUGCCAUCUUGAGUCUCCGGCCAGCUGAUACUGUAUUGGUGGUGCCAAUUAAAGAGCUUGUAGUAAGACAAUGUAUUUGCAUUAUUGCAUUUAAAAUCAAUCGACAUACAUAGAUUUUGAUCAACAAC